AUGGCGGUGCGCAGCAUGGUGGCAGCUCGUCGUGCCACGGAGGAAUGGCGGUGCGCGGCGCGGCGGCAGCUCGUCGUGCCACGGAGGAAUGGCGGGGAGCGACACGACGCGGCACAAGAGAAGGACUCGUUGGAGAGGUCUCCCAAGCGCUUCCGAAACUGUUGUGACGCCGGGUGUCGUUGCUUAGCAAAUCCAGCUGGAAUUCGGGCCGUGGAGCGAUGUCAGCCCGUUGUGAAGGCUUGUUUGGACAGCGAAGCUGCCUUUGAUCCCGGCAUCCCCAUUGUCCCUGAGGCUUUUCAAUCCACCUGGAAAAUUAAGACCAAUUAUUUCAUCGUUUCCCUUGCCUUUGCGGACCUGCUGGUGUCGGUGCUGGUGAUGCCAUUUGGAGCCAUUGAGCUGGUUCAGGACAACUGGAUCUACGGGGAGAUGUUCUGCCUGGUCCGAACGUCCCUCGACGUCCUGCUCACCACCGCGUCCAUCCUGCACCUGUGCUGCAUCUCGCUGGACAGGUACUAUGCUAUCUGCUGCCAGCCGCUGGUUUACAGGAACAAGAUGACUCCGCUGCGCAUUGCUGUGAUGCUUGGAGGGUGCUGGGUAAUCCCGACGUUUAUUUCUUUCCUCCCUAUCAUGCAAGGCUGGAAUAGCAUUGGCAUCAUUGAUCUGGUGAGUAGCUACGGGGGCACGCCAACCCAGCCUGGGGUCAGAUAUAUUCGGUGCUGUAUAUUCUUCUUUAAAAAGCAAUAUUCAGGGAAAAGAAGGCAACAGAGGCUGAAGGAAAAACUUCUUACUAAUGUCCUGGCUCCCCCCCGCAUCUACGUCACGGCCAGGGAGCACGCGCGGCAGAUCCGGGUGCUGCAGCGCGCGGGGGCCCCGGCCGACGGCCGGCAGCACCAGCCGGACCAGCACAGCACGCACCGCAUGAAGACCGAGACCAAAGCUGCCAAGACCCUGUGCAUCAUCAUGGGCUGCUUCUGCCUGUGCUGGGCCCCCUUCUUUGUCACAAACAUCGUGGACCCGUUCAUAAACUACACGGUGCCAGGGAAGCUGUGGACGGCUUUCCUGUGGCUGGGCUACAUCAAUUCAGGGCUGAACCCUUUCCUCUACGCCUUCCUGAACAAGUCCUUCAGACGUGCCUUCCUCAUCAUCCUGUGCUGUGGUGAUGAGCGAUACCGAAGGCCUUCCAUCCUGGGGCAGACGGUCCCCUGUUCCACCACCACGAUCAACGGAUCGACGCACGUACUAAGGUGAGUGCUUCUCAGGGGCUGCGAAGUGCCUGGAGUCACUGGAAAGAGUUCUCCUCUAGAGUUUUCAUAA
Molecule: messenger RNA, 1314 nt
Organism: Opisthocomus hoazin
Lineage: Eukaryota; Metazoa; Chordata; Aves; Opisthocomiformes; Opisthocomidae
Source: RefSeq, a predicted model, not a curated record